CGGCUGUACAGGACCCCACAUGGGUCGCUGCCUGAGCGGGGGAGGGGCAGAGUCCGUGAGUGCCGUGUUCCCUCCAGGCUCCCGUCACUCAGUCACACCGCGCUGCGCUGCUCGUCCAGCUCCCAACCCGGACCGCGGAGCCGACUGCUGCCUUGCCCGCCUUAUACAGAAAUGCUCCGUUUAUCAACAGUACUACGUCAGAUGAGGCCAGUGUCCAGAGCACUGGCCCCACACCUACUACGGACCUAUGCAAAAGAUGUUAAAUUUGGAGCAGAGGCUAGAGCUCUUAUGCUACAGGGAGUAGAUCUUCUAGCAGAUGCUGUAGCUGUCACCAUGGGACCAAAGGGUAGAACAGUGAUUAUUGAACAAAGCUGGGGAAGUCCCAAGGUAACAAAAGAUGGUGUGACAGUAGCCAAGGCAAUUGACUUGAAAGACAAAUACAAAAACAUUGGAGCCAGGUUAGUUCAAGAUGUUGCCAACAACACAAAUGAAGAGGCAGGAGAUGGAACUACUACUGCAACAGUACUGGCGCGUUCCAUUGCCAGGGAGGGCUUUGAGAAAAUCAGCAAAGGAGCUAAUCCUGUGGAAAUCAGGAGAGGUGUGAUGCUAGCAGUAGAUGCUGUCAUUGCUGAACUAAAGAAACAGUCCAAACCUGUUACAACUCCAGAAGAAAUUGCCCAGGUUGCUACAAUCUCAGCAAAUGGGGACCAGGAAAUCGGCAACAUAAUCUCUGAUGCAAUGAAAAAAGUUGGACGGAAGGGUGUUAUCACAGUUAAGGAUGGAAAAACCCUGAAUGAUGAGUUGGAAAUCAUUGAAGGUAUGAAGUUUGACCGAGGCUACAUCUCACCAUAUUUCAUUAAUACAGCCAAAGGACAAAAAUGUGAAUUCCAGGAUGCUUAUGUCUUAAUCAGUGAGAAGAAAAUUUCCAGUGUUCAGUCCAUAGUUCCAGCUCUUGAAAUUGCCAAUGCUCACCGUAAGCCUUUGGUCAUUAUUGCUGAAGAUGUUGAUGGUGAAGCUCUCAGUACUCUAGUCUUGAACAGAUUAAAAGUUGGUCUUCAGGUUGUUGCUGUAAAAGCACCGGGUUUUGGUGACAAUAGAAAGAACCAGCUUAAGGACAUGGCAAUUGCUACUGGUGGUGCUGUAUUUGGAGAAGAGGGUUUGGGUCUCAAUCUAGAAGACAUUCAGCCUCAUGACUUUGGUAAAGUUGGUGAGGUCAUCGUGACAAAAGACGAUAGCAUGCUUCUGAAAGGGAAGGGUGAAAAGGCUCAAAUUGAAAGGCGUAUCCAAGAAAUCAUUGAACAAUUAGAAGUUACUACAAGUGAAUAUGAGAAGGAGAAACUAAAUGAACGACUGGCCAAACUCUCUGAUGGAGUAGCAGUACUAAAGGUUGGUGGCACAAGUGACAUUGAGGUGAAUGAAAAGAAAGACAGAGUUACUGAUGCACUGAAUGCUACUCGUGCUGCCGUAGAGGAAGGUAUAGUUCUAGGAGGUGGUUGUGCAUUGCUUCGAUGCAUCCCAGCACUAGAUGUUUUAACGCCAGUCAAUGAAGAUCAAAAAAUUGGCAUAGAAAUCAUUAGGAGAACACUGAAAAUUCCAGCAAUGACUAUUGCUAAGAAUGCAGGUGUUGAAGGAUCAUUGAUAGUUGAAAAAAUCAUGCAAAGUCCACCUGAGAUUGGGUAUGAUGCAAUGCUUGGAGACUUUGUAAAUAUGGUAGAGAAAGGAAUCAUUGACCCUACAAAGGUUGUAAGAACUGCCUUGAUGGAUGCUGCAGGUGUUGCUUCCCUCUUAUCCACAGCAGAAGCUGUAGUUACUGAAAUUCCUAAAGAGGAAAAGGAAGUGCCCGUAGGCGGAAUGGGUGGAGGAAUGGGAGGUGGUAUGUUCUAAUUCCUGGAAUACUGAAACAUCAUGAACUGUGAUGGUUGAGACUGACAGUUUGCUAAAAACUUCAGAAGUCAGUGUCAGGGGUGGAUAGUGACUGAAGUGAGGCUGGUGUUUAAAAGAAUCACUGUAACCAUUAGUUACUGGAUUUAAUUUAACCGAUGUAACUGUUUAGUCACUGUCCAUGCCUACAGAUAAUUUAUUUUGUAUUUUUCAAUAAAGACAUUUGUACAUUCCUGCUACUGGGUGCAAGAUCCACAUGCCAACGUUCUGCUUUAAAUUUAAUCAAUUAAGGCACUUGAAAUUCUGUUUAAUCAGAAUUUAUUGGUGCUUACCACUACUAGGAAAAGUUCAGAUGAAACCAUUGUGUGCAAGACUUAAAAAAAAAAUUGUACAAAGACAAAUAUACAAUUAUGUGACAACCUCUAUAAUAAAAGAUUGUUCAAAGUUAUGAAAUGUAUUACCUUAUUCACCUGUCUACAAACCUUUAACAAAAAUCAAACCUAAUGAUACAGGGAUCACAUUUAAACUCUGCUAGAAGUCUGACCUUUAGUGCUGGGAAGGGAUGGAGUAUUUGUUUAAGAAACAAUCCUCCCUUCAAUUGAGAGUGAGUAUAGACCAUGGGUAGUUUUGAUGUUAUAAAAUUCUGGUGAGAAACAUAUCCAAGCUUAACUGACAGUUAAGAAAAAUUAAUCUUAAAUUUAAUGCAGUUGAAAUAGUAAGCUAUGGACACGGACUUGUCACUCUUCCUAUUGAGUACUAAUUCUAUUUCAUGUAUUGGAUCCUUUUACCAGCAGUGUUGGGAACAUUGUUUUGUGAAGGUAUGAAAGCAUAAAUUGCCUGAGAUUAUUUUAAGAAAAGGAAUCUUGUGUGUCUACAGAAGAAUUAGCAGGUCUUGUAAAAAGUAAAUUAGUACCCCUGUGAUUGAAGACUAACAAUUUUGUAUGACCAGACAUCUACUGGAACAUGGAGAGAAGGAGAUUUGUCACUGUUUAGACAUAUUGGGUUGUGUAUAUUUAACACCUGAAGUUAAAGAAUCAGACCGCUGCAGCUGCCUGAAGAAUGUUGUAACUCAUGAUGUCCUCCAAGGAAAGUGAGUUUUCCUUCAGUUUAAAGUUUGCAGAGGGCCAGAAGUCUUUAGUUAGUCUCAUGG
Emys orbicularis (European pond turtle) is the source of this 3031-nucleotide messenger RNA. RefSeq names its product heat shock protein family D (Hsp60) member 1 (gene HSPD1). The record is from RefSeq and is a predicted model, not a curated record. NCBI's taxonomy places the organism in Eukaryota, Metazoa, Chordata, Testudines, Emydidae. Gene Ontology annotation, molecular function: ATP-dependent protein folding chaperone; protein-folding chaperone binding; ATP binding. The coding region runs from base 172 to 1884 and encodes 570 amino acids. Gene Ontology annotation, cellular component: mitochondrial inner membrane; mitochondrial matrix. The transcript is spliced from 12 exons. Gene Ontology annotation, biological process: positive regulation of interferon-alpha production; T cell activation; mitochondrial unfolded protein response.